GCUUCUAGCUUGCAUAUUUUAUCAGCUUUAUCAAACCAUUGGUUAACCUUCAAAAAUGGAGGCCAAGAGGUUCAUUUCAACUAUCUUCUUUCUCUUCUUACUCUCAAAAUCCUACUCAUUGCCCCAUCCAAAGAAAGGAGCUCGAAUCCCCUGCAAAAGAUUAGCCUUUUAUUUCCACGACAUUAUCUACAACGGCAACAACGCCAAAAAUGCAACGUCUGCCAUAGUGGGUGCCCCAGCUUGGGCUAACAAAACCAUCUUGGCUGGCCAGAGCCAUUUUGGCGACAUGGUCGUGUUUGAUGACCCCAUUACACUAGACAACAAUCUUCAUUCAAAACCAGUAGGCCGUGCACAAGGGAUCUACAUCUAUGACAAGAAAGAGAUUUUCACAGCUUGGCUAGCUUUCUCCUUUGUUUUCAACUCCACCGAGCAUAAAGGAUCCAUUAACUUUGCUGGGGCUGAUCCACUGAUGAGCAAGACUAGGGAUAUUUCAGUGAUUGGUGGUACUGGAGAUUUCCUUAUGGCUAGAGGAGUAGCCACUUUGAUGACUGAUGCUUUUGAGGGUGAAGUUUAUUUCAGGCUUCGUGUUGAUAUUAAGUUGUAUGAGUGUUGGUAACGACAUGUCGUUUGUUAUCACCUUCUUCUGAUUCAACGUUUCCAUUGCCUAAAAGGUUGGAGGAAUUAAUGAAAUAAUUUUUAUUGUUUAUCUUUA
Messenger RNA from Manihot esculenta (cassava), 712 nucleotides. Its product is annotated as dirigent protein. The coding region runs from base 56 to 616 and encodes 186 amino acids. Lineage: Eukaryota; Viridiplantae; Streptophyta; Magnoliopsida; Malpighiales; Euphorbiaceae. The record is from RefSeq and is a predicted model, not a curated record. The transcript has a single exon.